This is a messenger RNA of Panicum virgatum (switchgrass), 2718 nucleotides long. Its product is annotated as probable LRR receptor-like serine/threonine-protein kinase At1g51880. Bases 1 to 2517 code for a protein of 838 amino acids. Gene Ontology annotation, molecular function: ATP binding; protein binding; protein kinase activity. NCBI's taxonomy places the organism in Eukaryota, Viridiplantae, Streptophyta, Magnoliopsida, Poales, Poaceae. The record is from RefSeq and is a predicted model, not a curated record. Gene Ontology annotation, biological process: protein phosphorylation. The transcript has 13 exons.
AUGGUGUUCUUGGUUUUACUGUUUUUGUUGCUAUUAGCCCUGCCGGUUCAUGUCGUCGUCGGCCAGCGAGGCUUCCUGAGCAUCGAUUGCGGCCUGGACGACAAGGACAGCGGCUACACGGACCGCGACACCGGCAUCGUCUACGUCUCUGACGGCGCGUACGUCGACGGCGGCGAGAACCUCAGGGUCGCCGCCGAGUACGAGAGCCAGUGGAAGCAGCGCUACCUGACGGUGAGGAGCUUCCCGUCCGGCGAGCGCAACUGCUACUCGUUACCCACCGAGGCCGGGGCCAAGUACCUGGUCCGGGUUUACGCUUCGUACGGCAACCACGACGGCAAGAACGACAGCUCGUCCCUGGAGUUCGACUUGCACCUAGGGCCCAACUACUGGGACACGCUGCACGUCGCCACCGGCGACGUGUUCGAGGCGGUGUUCGUGGCGUGGGCGAGCUGGGCGCCGGUGUGCCUGGUGAACACCGGCCGCGGCGCGCCGUUCGUGUCCGUGUUGGAGCUCAGGCAGCUCCCUGAGGUGCUCUACCCGCUCGCCGUCACGUCCAGCCAGGCCUUGAACACGUUCAGACGAGGAAACUUGGGCUCCAGCAUCUCCACCGCCCGGUAUCCCGGCGACCAAUACGACCGUUUUUGGUGGGCAAGCGGCACCAACCCACAGUGGGCCAACAUGUCGACGGCGCAGGCCAUCCAGCCAGAUCCCGGCUCCGCCGUGCCCCUGCCUGUUCUCCAGACGGCCGCCGCCGCGGCCGGCAACGGCACGGCGCUGAAUUACCCAUGGCGGACGACCAGGGCGACGUACUGCUUCAUGGUGCUGCUGCACUUCGCCGACUUCCAGAGCGCUCAGCUCCGGCAGUUCGACGUCUACUUCAACGGCGACCGGUUGGGACAGGGCGAGAAGCCCUACAGCCCGCCGUACCUGGCCGCUGCUUCCGUGCGCUCCGGAUGGCACAGUGCCGUCGACGGCAUGUAUAACUUAACUCUCGCCGCCACUGCCGCGUCCCAGCUGCCCCCCAUGCUCAAUGCGCUCGAGAUCUACACUGCUAUUGCCAUGGACAGCCCGGCGACAUUCCGUGCAGACUUUGACGCCAUCAUGGCUAUCAAAUUCGAGUACGGAGUGAAGAAAAAUUGGGCGGGCGACCCAUGUUUCCCUACGAAAUACGCUUGGGACGGCAUCGGAUGCAGAAAUACAAGUCAUAGCAUUAUGAGGAUUACAUCACUAGAUCUCUCCAGGAGCUACUUGGAUGGUGUAAUAUCCAAAAAAUUUACGCUGCUCACUGCACUCGAGAAUUUGGAUUUAUCUUACAACAACUUAAGUGGUCCAGUACCUGAUUUCCUAACAAGUUUUUCCUCCUUACGAGUUCUAAAUUUGUCUGGCAAUCAUCUGAGCGGCGACUCCCUUUGUAAAAAUUACACUGGGACACUUGUUUUUAGACAUAACUGCAACGAAACACCAAGCCCAUCGAAGAACAAAGCAACUGUCAUAGCUAUUUCAAUAGUGGUUCCUGUGCUGGGUGUGGUUGUACUUAUUCUCGUAUAUUUCAUUUGGCGAGAGAAAAGAAAACAUUCACAGCGUGCAAUUCCAACGGCAAGUGCUGAGAAUCGCCAAUUCAGGUACAAAGAGUUGGAGAAGAUCACUAAUAAUUUCAAACAGUUCAUAGGGCAAGGAGGCUUUGGCCUUGUGUACUAUGGUCGUCUAGAAGAUGCUACUGAGGUUGCUGUAAAGAUGCGAUCAGAAUCAUCAUCACAUGGGCUUGAUGAAUUUUUAGCUGAGGUUCAGAGCUUGACAAAGGUGCAUCAUAGGAAUUUAGUGUCUUUGAUUGGUUACUGCUGGGAGAAAGAUCACUUGGCGUUGGUUUAUGACUAUAUGUCUCAAGGCAGCUUUUGUUAUCAUCUAAGAGGUAAAAAUGGUGCUUCUAGAACCUUGAAUUGGGGGACACGUAUUCGAGUAGUGCUUGACGCUGCACAAGGCCUGGAUUAUUUGCACAAAGGUUGCAGCCCGCCAAUUAUUCACCGGGAUGUGAAGAGUAGCAACAUUUUGUUGGGACAAACUCUGCAAGCUAAAAUAGCGGAUUUUGGACUUUCUAAAACUUAUGUCAGUGACACUCAGACUCACAUAUCAACCACUGCAGCAGGCACAGCUGGUUACAUGGACCCUGAGUAUUACCUUACCGGAAGGCUAAGCGAGAGCAGCGAUGUUUAUAGCUUCGGAAUUGUUCUGCUUGAAGUAGCCACCGGUGAGCCUCCAAUAGUGUCAGGCCUUGGCCACAUCGUUCAACGUUUUAAACAGAAGAUUGUAACUGGUGAUAUUGGCUCGGUUGUUGAUCCGCGGCUAGGAUGUGACUACGAUAUCAGUUCCAUGAGGAAGGUUUUAGACACCGCAAUAUUAUGCACCGAAGAUUCUGCUGAUCAAAGGCCAACAAUGGCUGCAGUUGUGGUAGAACUGAAAGAGAGCCUGGCAUUAGAGCAAGCUUGGCAAAGGACGUGCCAAGUCAAGCUAAGGGAGUGAUAUAACUGCUAUACCUUCCGUAUUUUGUGUAUCGGCAAGGGAUGAAUAAGUAUUAUGGGAUUAAAAUACCCUCUCCUCUAUCUUCAAGUAAUUUUCUGUUAUAAUAAUGUCUUUGCUACUGCUAAAAACAUGUGUCACGGUUAAGCAUGUAUGAAUGCAUAAUUAGCAUGUUAAGGAAUCAAACAGUGUCCAUUUUUACUC